GAAGAACACCAACUUGAGACCGGCACCUCCUUCGGACUCUUCCAGCAGGACUAUAGCAACACGGCAAUUUUGGCGUCAGAUACAUGGCUCAAAAGAGUCUGGAAAGAGUUGGAGGACUUGGAUAUCUGCGUUGCUCUCGACACUCCGGUCCUCCCUCUCCGGUGUGAAAGCGAUGCUUUGCUCAUUGAAGUAUUCAUGGAGUUGGAAGUGGACCAGGACGCUCUGAAGUGGCUCAACUGGUGUCGCAUGUUCCUCCAAGUUUGCACCGUCUCUGACAUCGUGACGGCCGAUGGCCGCAGCAUCCGGGAGUCAAUAUGGCAUGGGGAACGCGACUACACUCAUCGUUCUUCAUCUCAAUGGCCUCACACUGUCCGACCCAACAGGAACCACUGGAGGGUGUGGCAGGAGAACCUUACUCGAGCACUACUUGUCUCCGACGGAACCCAGCGCCUCCUGCGUCAUCCACUGGGCCCAUGGUUUGAUCCUAUCAACGACUGGAAUUGGUUAUGGUCUUCUACCCACGGAUUGUUCCACCGCCAGGGCCACGGUUGGCAACACUACCGUCACCGUCGCUCCCCCACACGGAGCCUUCAAUGGGACUAUACUCGUCCUGCGCAAUUGUCCGGGCGCAAACGACCACAUAAUGAGCCCGCCAACAAUGGAGCCUGCUUCUUGUCGGCUCCCUUUUGGACCCAUCCACUCCCAGAGGACGUGUCCGAGGUGACCGAGUAUGUCGGAUGGACCCCUGAAGAAAUAGAGAUUGACGGCGACGAAAGCCUCCUGGCCGAAGCCUUACUCGAAGACCGGCUGUGCGUGAUCAGCGACGGUUCUUAUAAGCUAGGUCUGGGCACAGCGGCAGUUCAACUGCUCCCACGUAAGGGUGUCACAGAACGUAUUAUUGUUUGUUGCCAAACUCCGGGCCUACCUGAUGACCAGAGCGCGUAUCGGAGUGAAUUGAUUGGCCUACUGGCCGGUAUCCUGAUUGCACCCAACACUCGCUUCUUUACCAAAUUGGCUGCCCUCUACAUUGGUGAUGUCAAACAGUCGCGAUUGAAUCCAGAGCAUAUCCAGGAACUGGUGGCGCUGCCUGCUCUACGCAAGCGAUGGCACGAGCGGCAGACGAUUACACCGGAGGCGGAGCUGGAGACCGAUUGGACCAGUCUGGCUCGCGCCAUGAGCUCCCUUCCGGCAGGUGUCCAACGUCGGACCACAAAGCAUGUCGUGGGUAUGUGUGGUGUGGGGAAGUUCAAAGUCCGAUGGGGUUCCGCAGACUCAGCUGCGUGCCCCUGCUGCGGCGAGUUUGAGGACCACCUUCAUGUCCCUCGAUGCAUGGCGCCCUCGGCGAGUGCGGAAUGGGAUCGCCGGACGGUGACCUUGGACCAAUGGCUGGACGCUCAAGUCACUGACCCAGCCAUCAAACACGCUAUCCUUCAUCUUCUUCAAGGGGUCCGUGAUCCGUCCCUACCUUCCAGUUGGGUGGUUCCGGCUCGCCUUUGCAGCGCCUUCCUCUCCCAACAAUGCAUUGACUACCAAGGAUUAUUGGAAGGCCGGUUGUCUGUUCAGUGGGCGGCCCUACAAGAACAGUACCUUGAGUCACAAGGGAGCCAACGCUCUCCGACCCUGUGGGUCUCUCGCCUGUUGCAUCAGCUGAUCUUGCUUGGAUUUCAUAUGUGGGAACACCGGAACUCGGUGCAACAUUUGGAGGACAACGUACAGUUACGCGAACGUAGCCGAUUGCUGAACGAUGGUAUACACUCUCAGUUUGAUAUGGGCCCAAUUGACCUCCCCAAGGUAGUUCAACGCAUGCUCGCCGUGAAACGCCGAACAGUGUUGAACACUCCGCUGGUCGAUAGGGAAGAGUGGCUGAAGCUGGUUAGAAUGGAACGCACGGCCUACCGCCGCGCUCUGGCGCCUCAACGCCGUAUCCUUCACCGCUUCUUCCACCCGGCCCAGGUCCCAUAA
Messenger RNA from Cylindrotheca closterium, 1962 nucleotides. The record is from the annotation of a GenBank genome assembly. NCBI's taxonomy places the organism in Eukaryota, Bacillariophyta, Bacillariophyceae, Bacillariales, Bacillariaceae.